AUGGGAUCUUCAAGUAAAAAAAAAAAGGACUGAAGAACACAUAACGAUGCAUAGGCAUUAUGAAAUUCGAUUCUGGUCUCUCUCUCGCUCUCUCUCUCUACGGACAUCGGACAAGCGUUGACUGACAGCUUUUCAUUCCCAGUAGCUGUAGUUCCACGCCAUAUCGAGAGGAAGGGAGGGGGUAGUAGUAGCAGCGAAGUAGUCAAAACUCUGCUGCCGCUAAUUUAAUUGAUUAAAGCACAUCGCCUACUAGCUAGCUAAAUAGGACGUUGCUGCGAGUGCCCGUGUGUGAGGGCAGAAAACUCCCCGAGGAGCGACCGCUGAGUUUAAGCCACCGCAACGAGAAAAGGGAAUAUUUAAUUGUCAAUAAUAAAAAGAUUGGACUGGACUGGAGGACCUCUCUCCCUUGCAUACAUGUGUUAAAGGGAGGGAGGGAGGGGAACGGGACGGAAUGAUGUUUGGUGUUGUCUUCUCGUGGGGCUAUUUUGGCUGUAAUUGAAAAUAGAAGUUUAGUUUCUUCUGUCUAGUUGAGAAAACACAAUAACUUGAGCGCAAUGGAGAGCCAACCACCCGAGCCACAAAGCUAUGAGGACGUUCGAAAAAGCGGCUACCUCCGCAAGCAGAAAUCCAUGCACCGGCGAUACUUCGUCCUCCGGACGGCCUCGGAGAGGGGCCCGGCCCGUCUCGAAUACUACGAAAGCGAGAAGAAAUUCCGCGGAAAGACACCCGUCCCCAAGAAAGCCCUGGUUCUGGAGACAUGUUUCAACAUCAACAAGCGGGCUGAUGCAAAGAACAAGCACAUGAUAGUGCUGUACACCCGGGCGGAGAGCUUUGCCAUCGCGGCAGAAAACGAGGCGGAUCAAGACGAAUGGUAUCAGGCCAUGGUGGAGCUGCAAUGCAAAAGUAAGACUCCCGCCACGGACACGGCUGCUGGAGGGGACUACGGCGUGCCCACCCCAGGCCCCGCCUUCAAGGAGGUGUGGCAGGUGAAGGUGUGGCCUAAAGGGCUGGGCCAGGCCAAGAACCUGGUGGGCGUCUACCGGCUGUGCCUGACCGACAAGACAGUCAACUUUGUCAAGCUCAACUCGGACGCGGCCGCCGUGGUCUUGCAGCUGAUGAACGUGCGGCGCUGUGGCCACUCUGAGAACUUCUUCUUCGUGGAGGUCGGUCGGUCUGCGGUCACAGGCCCCGGCGAGUUCUGGAUGCAGGUGGAUGACUCAGUGGUGGCCCAGAACAUGCACGAGACUCUUCUGGAAGCUAUGAAGGCCCUGAGCGAGGAGUUCCGCCAACGCAGCAAAUCACAGUCCAACUCCGGACCAGGCGGUGGGGCCACCGCCUCCAAUCCCAUCAGCGUCCCGUCGCGGCGCCACCACCCCAACCCGCCCCCCAGCCAGGUGGGCUUUACGCGCAGGCCCCGCACUGAGCCGCCCGGAGGCACUGGGACUGGGGGCAACAGUGCCAACGCGUCGCCCACCCCGCGCCACAGCUUCCCCAGGUCAGGUACAGUCAGCGAUGGGGGCAAAAGUGACGAGGGAGCAUGCAGCGGCACGGGGCAGAGUUCCAGUCCGACCGCCAACGGGUCCUGUUCCACCACGCCCAUCCUCAGGUCCAAGUCUGCCCGCUCUGCCACCACCCCGGCCAAGAACAACCCCCUGGGCUUGAUGCGUUCUGUUUCCACCCCGGCCCCCUCCCCAGCUCCUAGCCUAUCUUCCAGUUCCGGCCACGGCUCUGAGUUUGGAGGCGUUGCUGGUGGAACUGGAGGAGCGGGUGCCGGGGCCUAUAGCCGCGUCCCCUCCCACAGUGCUUCUGUGUCGGGUUCCCCCAGCGACUACGGCUCCUCGGACGAGUACGGCUCCAGCCCUGGGGAGCACUCGUCCCACUCCCUCCUGGCUCCUUCACCCAACAUGCUCGGCGGGUCGGGCAGCCUGGGCGGCAACGGUCAGUCUCUGGACGACGAUGCUGCUAACUACAUCCUAAUGGGCCAGCGUGGUGGAGCGGGCGGAGAAGGGGGAGCUGCCACAUCCGUCUCUCAGUCAGCUAAAGCAUCGAGCUCCACCACUUCCCAGCAUCCUCUAACCAGGAGGGUCCUGCGGCGCUCCUCUAGCCGAGAAUGUGAGGCCGAGAGGCGGCUGCUGAGCAAGCGGGCAUCCCUGCCACCCAUGGCCCUGGAACGCCUGGCCCCUCGGCCUCGCAGGGGGGAGGAGGAGCCGGAGGAGGAGGCCGCCGACUAUGCCAUAAUGUCACGCAGCACCAGCAGGGAGUCCUUCACCACCUCCUCCUCUUCGUCAUCACGGAGGGACUCCGAGAUGAGCCCCGGAUGCGGGGGCGGAGGAGGGGGCUACCUGGACGUGGCCGGCGAGCUGGCCGGAGGUGGUGUGGUGGCCCGUGAUAACGGCUACAUGUCCAUGUUGCCGGGAGGAGCGGCCCAACCUCCGGUCGCCCUCACCCACCCGCUCUCUGUCGCCUUGGCCGACUCGGAGUCCAAGCCGGCGGACGACUACAUGGCCAUGACGCCCAACAACAGCGUAUCGCCGCCGCAGCAGAUCCGGGCCCCCGCCGGCGACGGCUACAUGAUGAUGUCACCCAACAGCAGCUGCUCCCCGGACCAGCGAGGCGGCGGCGGCCUGGCGGGCGGGGCCUGGGUAGGCAGCAGCAGCGCCGACAGCCGGGCCGGCAGCGACUACAUGAACAUGUCCCCCAUCAGCGCCCGCUCGGUCAGCAGCAGCACCCCCCCGCCCGAGCAUCCCCCUCACCCUGACCCCCACCCCCUACAGCAGGCCCCCAAGAUGGUAUACUCGUACUACUCACUGCCCCGCUCCUACAAACACACGCCGCCUGCUGGACACUUCGAGGACGGCCCCGGUCGAGGGAGGCGGCCAAAUGGGAGUGCUGAUGGCAAAGCAGUUGGCAGGGAGACCGGGGGGCGUCAAGACCCCAAUUUGGGCGCAGUCCAAGGCCGCCAUCUGUCUCUCUCCUCUUCCUCCUACUCCUCCAGCUCGGCCAGCAGCGAGAGCCUAGGGGAGAACGAGGAGAGAGCGCCUCAAGGGGCGGGCCCUUCCGGUGGGGGGGCUCACUCUAAAGACAUGGGGCUCCUCCAGCAGAGGCGGGGGGGCCCCAAGCAGGGCCAGCACGGAGGAUCCAGGACGCGGCCAGUCAGCUUGUUCGUGGACGUGUCCAAGGCCAACACACUCCCAAGGGUGCGUGAGAACCCCCUGCCCCCGGAGCCCAAGAGCCCCGGGGAGUAUGUCAGCAUCGAGUUCAAGGGGGACACCAGAGGAGCUCGGGGAGGGAGGGGCCUCAGACAAGGGAUGUCCCUCCCUCACAGUCCCAGUCAGUGCCCCUCACAUCGGCCAGCCUCUUGUCUUGGGGGGUUCCAGCCCCUCUCCGGCAGCCCGUCAACCCCACUCACGCCCCCCACCCCUCCGUCAGGCUCCGAGUACGUUAACAUGGACCUGGGGCCCUCUCCCUCGCCGUCGCCUCUCUCUUUGACCCCACUGGGCUUCCCGUCCUUCCCUGUCCCUCCCACGCCCCCGCCAAAAUCCCUGGCCCCCAAGUCCCGUGACGAGUGCAGUGUGGCCCCUCAACAACAAAGGGGGCCCGAGGCAGCUGAAGCAGGACCUCGAAAAAACGGACAGACCCCCACUGUUGGGGUGCCCCUCUGCGAGUCUCCUCCCUGUGGGGACUAUACAGAUAUGGCCUUCAGCCGGGACAACCACACCGUUUCUAGACCCAAUUCUAACAGCACCUCCCCAAAGGCCCCCUCCCCAGCCAGGCCCGAACCCCCUGUGCCUAUCCUCACCCUUAAUCUGGACUUUCCCUUGACCAGAACUGGGCCCAACCCGGACCACGGCGCUAAAGUGAUCCGGGCCGACCCACAGGGCCGCAGACGGCACUGCUCCGAAACCUUCCUCACCUCCCCCUCUCUUCCUCCCACCUCCUCGUCAUCCUCUUCCUCCUCCAACUCCUCAUCCGCUGCCUCUCUUUUCCCAGAGCAGGCCCAGGCCGUGGUCCGCCGGCUGGGGUUUGAGGGCAUAUUGUGGGGGAAUGCCGCAUCGGCUGAGCAUCUCCCUUCCUCGCAGUUCCCUCACCCUGGGCCUGGCCUACCCGUUGCCCAGGCACUAUCCAUGGAGCAAGGUCUCAACUACAUAGACUUGGACUUGGCAAACAAAGAGAGCCCUAAUUCAGCUCUGGACGGUUCUUCGAGUGUCCAGGCUGUCCUCCCUCGCCUCUACCCCGUGGUGAAUGGGGGGGCUGGGGCGGGGCUGUCUGUGGCCGGAGUUCAGGCCAGUGGAGGCUCCAACCUCAACACUUACGCCAGCAUCGACUUCUACAAGUCUGAGGAACUGAGGACACAUCAGAACGGAAACAAAGACGGUACAGAAUGCUGAUGUCCAAGCCCUUGGAAUUCUGGGAAAUAAAUAGGAGAUCAGAAGGUCCUGCUCUUUAUCCUUGUAUGACAACCAAUGGGAGGAGAGAGGAGUCGCACCGGUCACGUCCCUGAAGCACUUUGGAAAGACUAAUGGAAAACCUAAUUUUAUUUUUGCUUUCAGUUUAUUGGUUGUAAUAACCAAUGGGGACGUGUGCCAAUUUUACUCUAAACAACCUAUUGGUUGUUAGCCUGCGAAAGAAGGCCUCCAAGUCAAUCCGAGAGGACAACAGACUGCUGACAUCCGGCUCGAAGCCAGUGAUGUUGUUCGAUCAUCAGCUUAAAUGAAAACCCAAUUAUUCAAUCAAAAAAGCUGGAUUUAAUCUAAUGAUGGCUGAAUAAACAUAGUGUAUUAACAAAAUAUAUAUAUAUACAUAUGUACAAAAGUGCCUCAUUUUUUUUGAUUGUAGCCAUUUCACAGUGAACAUCAACUUAGUAUCGACUAAGGAACUGAGGAAGGUUUUUGUGCUAGUUUUGAAGUGUUGAAUAUGUUUUGGCAGGUGUAAAAGACAGGGACAAGAGAGAGCACUGGUACUGCUAUAUAAUAUAAAUAUUGAUGAUGAUGAUGAUGAUGAUGAUAGCAAUUAGCUAGCCUUACUGUCAUACUGUGAGCGAUUGCUUCAAUGUCUCCCUUUGCUUUCUUUCUCUAAUCUUUUCUUAUAAUAUAUACAUCUCUCUCCUUCAAGCUCUCUCUCAGCCAACACCUGUCAUCCAAGAAUGCAGAGCAAUUCUAUAUCACAUACCAACACACCCACAUUCUGCACAAUGAGACACUCAUCCUUCACCCUAAACAGUGGCUCUGGAAGUAUGUAUUUAACACACUGAGAGAGAAUCUCACUUGGCGCUUAAUGUAAGAGUGGCGUGCAUGGAUGUUUGAACGUUUCCAUCCAGAAUAGAAGAGAGUGUGGUAACUCAAUGGGUCAGAUUAUUAUAGCAUUGUGCUUGCUUGGCGGUACUUGAUUGGUGUUGUUGUAAAUCAGAGCUGCGAUCCACAUGGAUAUUCAACACAAUCCAAUUAUCAGCUAAAGCUUUUAUUAGCUAAAGACAUGUCUUUGAAUCCAUGUAUCAAGAGCCUGUUAGGAUGGUGUAGUGUCCAUAAGGAUAAAGGAGGCGCUAACAUUAGCUGUGCUAAUAAUAGCCCCUGCUAAUGUUGGCUUAGCUUAAGUCUAGUUUUGGCCUCGCUAGCUUUGGGGAACAUGCUAACUUUAGCCUAGUUUGAAAAGUAUUGGGGUUGGGGGCUAAAGAUAGGCACACAGCCCUCCAUUCUGUUUGUCAUUCUUCUGUCUUUCUAUUUGGUUCUCACUUUAAACUCUAUGCUAUGCAUUAGCACUAAAGUGCCUGUGUGUUUGUAUGUUCCUUGCUUUCCCCGUUAGCACUACUAGCACUGUCCUCCUAAACUAUACUUAGUCUAUUUUUGUUUUUUUCUCUUACUGGCUGUACACCAGUAAGAAUUUGAACUAAAGGUAUCCUGCCCUUAUUGAUGUUUCAAGGAUUAUGUUUAAGGAUUCCAUGACCCAUCAAAUGACUUGACCAAUGGCCCCUAAACGUGUAUACAAGGUUGAUGCUGACCUCCGCUUUGGGCCCACAGAGACAUGUUUGGGCCUGUCAGGGACCCUGUCCAGGACCUCAUCUAUGGCCGGCCCAAUCAGUGCCAAAACAAAACAAAAAAUGCUGUGACUCUUUCUGAAAAAGCUAGUAUGAGAUCUGACGUUUUAUUUUGUUGUUUGUUAAACACUAUUAUAACCUUGCCUGCUCUCAUUGUUUUCUUUAGCACUGUUUGAAUCACACACAAAAAAAUAUUAUUGGAUAUUCUUUGAAACAUCUUGACUCACAGUUUUCCUCCGGGACAAUUAUGAAAUGAAGGGCUUGGGAAGAAGGACUUCAGAAAUGACAAUUCAUGAACAAUACUUGGGCUUACCGUAAGUUGUCAAGAGCAAUCGCAGAAGGAAAAUAAUACACCCUUAAAACUGAAAGAUUUCUCUGUCCAUGUUCUGCUACUGCCACAUUUGUAUAUUCAGUCGUUGAAUCAGGCAAUCUGCUGCACUUCUCACUCAUGUCAUGUGACUGUAGUGAGUGAGAGCUUAACAAAGUGGCUUUAUUCCUACUAGAUUGGGAUCUGUGGUCAGGACAAUUGGCCAAAAUAGUUACUAAUGCAGAGGUGGGGUUAAUAAAGUAGUUGGACUACA
This is a messenger RNA of Esox lucius (northern pike), 6612 nucleotides long. RefSeq names its product insulin receptor substrate 1-B. Gene Ontology annotation, molecular function: phosphatidylinositol 3-kinase binding; insulin receptor binding. Gene Ontology annotation, biological process: insulin receptor signaling pathway. Bases 555 to 4388 code for a protein of 1277 amino acids. The record is from RefSeq and is a predicted model, not a curated record. The transcript has 4 exons. NCBI's taxonomy places the organism in Eukaryota, Metazoa, Chordata, Actinopteri, Esociformes, Esocidae. Gene Ontology annotation, cellular component: cytosol; plasma membrane.